This is a messenger RNA of Lottia gigantea (owl limpet), 1850 nucleotides long. RefSeq lists its product as hypothetical. The record is from RefSeq and is a predicted model, not a curated record. Gene Ontology annotation, molecular function: serine-type endopeptidase activity. The transcript is spliced from 10 exons. Gene Ontology annotation, cellular component: membrane. Lineage: Eukaryota; Metazoa; Mollusca; Gastropoda; Lottiidae. The coding region runs from base 51 to 1277 and encodes 408 amino acids.
UGCUUGUGUACAUAGAAAAUUGUAAAAGACUUUUGUAUUCAAAUUUUGAAAUGUUCUCGACGUGGUCUUCAAGGCACUAUCCACCAGCCGCUGUGGGAACUGCUGCUCUGUACCGAGACGAAUAUAAGGACCCCAAUAUGGAGCUGAGGGUAGAUUUAGAAGAGAAUUUCAGACCAGUUUUCCAACAGUUUGUCUAUGGUGGAGAACGGAUCGCUCUUCAUGAUCUGCGACGUCUUCUGGAGAACCGUUGGUACAGACGAAUGCUACCACCGGAUAAAGUUCACGAUCUCUUGGAUUUAGCAGAUUUUAAUCCAGGACAAGCCAUCAGCUACGAUGAAUUUACUUCCAUUGUGCUUGGUGAAAAGAGAUUGAAGUCGACUGGUGGUAGCUCUAUAGGGGUUGGCUCCAGGGUGUCGGAGAGUAAAACAAGGGCACGGUCCGAGGGGACAUUAUAUUAUUUAUGUAAAAAUACCAUUCCGAAUAUAGAACUUGGUGAAUAUUUAUACAAAUACAGAUGCUGCCCGCCACCAUUUUUUAUGAUUUCACUGUCAAUUGUGCAGAUUGUGUUAUUUUGUGUAACAGCCUUCGAGCUUGAUAAAGAUGGGAUCCCCACAACAGCUUUAGAAGGCUUUGAUAUCAACUCAACUUUAAUUUAUAAACCGACUCGACGAUACGAGGCUUGGCGGUUUGUCACCUAUAUAUUUUAUCACCAGGGGUACAUGCAUUUAAUAUUUACCUUAGUUUUUCAACUAAUUUUCGGCAUUCCCCUAGAAAUUGUGUUCAAGUUUUGGAGAUUGAUGAUUGUAUAUUUUAUGGGGGCAAUAACAGGGUCGUUGUUACAGUCAAUUUCCGACCAUUAUGUUGUGAUGUUGGGUGGAAGCGGUGGAAUAUACGCCAUCAUGACUGCUCAUUUACUUAGCUUUAUAUUUAAUUGGAGCGAAUUAAAGAAAGACUCAACCGGAAGUUCUGCAAUGAAAUGUUUGUGUAAUCUUCCUUUAAGAAUUAUACUCAUCAUAUUAAUUGCCGCUGUGGAUAUCGGGCUAGCUGUGUACAGAAGAUUCUAUCUAGAUGAUCCUUAUAAAGUUGGAUUAUGUGCCCACGGUGGUGGAAUCUUAGCAGGUUUCUUUUUGGCGAAACCGUUUCUAAGAGAUAUUCAACGAUAUCCAUGGCAACAGAAUUCCGGAUGGAUGGCAUGUUUUAUGUUUUUUGCGUUGGUAGGUGGCGCUGUGGUGUUCAAUGUGGCUUUUAAAGGAUACCCUCCUACGGAUUGGAGCUAAAGAGGCUCAUAUAAAGUGUUUUGUCAUUUGUGUAUAUGUAGUACAUAGUAAAUGUAAAAUGCGUCUUUUAAACUCUCGGGGAUGGCCAGUUUCUGUUAAAACUUUCGUAUCGAAACUAUAUUUUGUACAUGUACGUCCAUUAAGCUACACGCUGUUUUGAUAUGGCAUCUUAUGAAGUGCUUUUAAAAGGGGGGAAGUCUUAUACGCCCUGCCCUUCACAUCUUCUAGGUUGGCUUAUUAGCAUCAUUUGUAACAAUUUCUUUUUUGUUUUUUUCUGAUUAUUGAAAAGGACUGGCUUAUAUUUUUUUUUUAUAAGAAUUUUGGUUGCAAUUUGAGCAUUUAAAUCAAAAUGGGACAAGAAAAUCAAUAUAUGCACGUGCAGAUUACAAUAUAUACCAGUAUAAUAUAUCAAUAUAUGCACAUGUACAUAAUUAGAAUAUGCAGGUGCAUUGUAAAUAGGUCAGUAUGUAAAUAACACAUCUAUUUAUUUUCUAUUGUGUAAAUAUAUUUCUACCGAUAAUGUCUUUCAAUAUGGACUGUAAAUAAUUGGAGGAUUAAACUAAUUAAAUCUUG